Oreochromis aureus is the source of this 717-nucleotide messenger RNA. RefSeq names its product putative high affinity immunoglobulin gamma Fc receptor IC. The transcript has 5 exons. Gene Ontology annotation, molecular function: transmembrane signaling receptor activity. Bases 22 to 717 code for a protein of 231 amino acids. NCBI's taxonomy places the organism in Eukaryota, Metazoa, Chordata, Actinopteri, Cichliformes, Cichlidae. The record is from RefSeq and is a predicted model, not a curated record. Gene Ontology annotation, biological process: cell surface receptor signaling pathway.
UGCAGCAGGCUGGAUGUGACGAUGGGGCACUCUUUGCUCUGCAUGAUGGGCUUUUUCUUGCUUGGUACAGCCGUCUAUGGAAAUGCUGAAGUCCCUAUUAAGCCCACUGUGAUCCUGCAACCACCCUGGACUCAGAUAUACAGAGGCGAAAGGAGCACUGUGAGAUGUGAGAUCCAUGAUGAAGACAUUGAGUGGGAUUAUGAGUGGGAAACAAACAGUCACAGAAAGCCUCCAAAUCAAAAUGAAUACAGGAUUAUAUCUGCAUCAUCAUCCUACAGCGGAAACUAUAGCUGUAGAGGCAGAAUGAAAAGUUCACAACAUAACAAAACAACUGAGUGGAGUGAUUCAGUUAGACUGGCAGUUUCUGACAAUAAACCCCGUCCUGUCCUCACUGUGUCUCCAUCAUGGCUGAGUCCUGGAGCCUCAGUAACUCUGAACUGUGAGGUUGAACAUCCAUCCGCAGGAUGGAGCUUCUACUGGUAUAAAGCUGUUCCUGAACUGAAAACAUACAACUAUAGAUCUUACAACUUUGAUCUGCUAUCAGACAACCCUUACAGUAAUAGGCUACCUGAUGGCAAUACAACUGCACAGGACUCCUACAUCAUUCAUGAACAGACAAGCACAGCAGGAUAUGUGUGCAGAGCUGGAAGAGGAGACCCAGAGUAUCACACUGAUUACAGUGAACCAAAUUUUGUCUGGUCUGAAGAUGCCGGUUAA